AUGUCUACCGCUGAUGCUAAAGAUGCUGACAAGACAGAUAAAGAUGAUACCAGUGAUGCUUGUGCACUUGUGGAGGAGAAAGAGGAAAUGAAAGAGCUUUUACCAGACUCUAAUAGACCCAUCUUACAAGAUACUGCAGAGACUCAGAACACUGCUGAGAUUACACAGCCUGCGGAAUAUAAGUAUAAAGAAGGGAAGAAGGAUUUAUCCAGUUGUCUUUACUCCGCUCUGCCAGAGACCAGAGAGAUGCAGUUUGCCAGAGAGGCCAAGUACAGGCAGGCUGCGAGACAGGUCCUGUCUUCUCCAUCAUACUUUCUUCUAUCAGAAACACCAGAGACACUACACGCUAAAAAAGUCUCUCAGCUUCUGAGCAAGAAUAAAUACAGGGAGGAAAGUAGAACAGAGAUGCAGAACUGUCUGUACUCUCUGCUCUCAGAAACCACAGAGAGUCAGUUCGCUAAAUCAGUGUCUGAUUUAGUAAGUGAGACUAAGUACAAGCAAAAAGCAAAGGAGAGGGUUUCUAGUUUUAUCUCCUCCAAUCUGCCUCAAACACAUGAGAUGCAGCUGACCAAUGAGAUGACCAAUGCUGAAGCCCUCCAGAAAAUGGAUGAAACUGACUCUGAGUCAGAUCUGUCUAACUGCCUCUAUUCUCAGAUGGCUGAGACAAUUCAGACUCGUUUUGCAAAAGAGUUGGCUCCUACAUUAAGUGAGUAUCAGUACAAACAGGAAGGGAAAAAGGAGCUUGCCAACUGCCUCUAUGCCCUCCUGCCUAAAACCAGAGAAACACAGCAUGCCAAGGAGCUCUCUCAGCUCUACAGCAAGAAACAUUAUAAAGAAGGAGGGAAGAAGGAUGCAGAAGCAUGUCUUUAUGCUCAGAUGCCACAGACUAUUGAGACAGUGUUUGCUAAGGAAGUGACCAAUCAUCAGAGUAACAAACUCUACAAGGAAAAAUACAAUGCAGAGAAAGGGAAGUCCCUCUAUGCCUCCAUGAAAACACUGCCAGCUAUGGAGCACGCCAUGGAGGUCAACAAGGAGCAGAGCAAUGUGAACUAUAGAAAAGGGAUUCAACAGGUUCACAAGUUCCAUGAAGUAGCAGACAGGCCAGACAUCCUGAGAGCCAUUCAAGCUACGAAACUAGCCAGUAAUGUGGCCUAUAAAAAUAAGGUGGACACCUUUAAAGAACAGGCACUUUUGCAGAGACCUGAUAUUGACCACGCCAUGCAAGCGGCUAAAGUUGCCAGCAAGGUUCACUACAAGCAGAAGUUUGAAGGAGACCAGAGAGCCCACAAGCCAGUGUACAAUCCCAGUGACUGCUUAUCAUUUAAACACGCAAAAGCUGCCACAGCACUUAUCAGUCAGGUGCAGUAUAGGAAGAAGUAUGAAGAGGCUAAGGGACAGUAUCACUUCUCCCUGAACACAGCAGAACAUCUCCACCAUAAAGAGAAUAGUGUUCUGCAGAGUCAGGUGAGGUACAGACAGGACUAUGAGAAGAAUAAGAGUAAAGUGAAGAUGGAGUUUGGAGACACGCAGUUCUACAGAGUGUCCAAAGAGGCUCAGAAACUGCAGAGUAAGAAGGAGUACUGUAAAGACUAUGAGAACUGCAUUAAAGGAAAAGUUCAGAUGGAUGUAGAAUCAACACCUGGAUACCUGAGUGCAUGCAGUGCCAACAGACUCCUGAGUGAGAAGGAGUACUGUAAGGACCUGAAGACGGAGAUCACAGGGAAGCGUGUGGAUAUUGGGACUGAUGCAGUGGAGAUACAGAGAGCUAUGAAAACAUCACAAAUAACCAGCCAGAAAAAGUAUAAGGAUAAUGCAGAGGCGCUGAAGUGCUCGUAUGCUGUGAUGCCAGAUACACCAGAAAUGGAGAGAGCCAAGAUCAACCAGCGCAACAUCAGUUCAGUGAGGUACUCUUGGGAUGUAAAGCAUAUGAAGAGGCUGACGCUGGCUGUAACUGAGACUCCAGAGAUUAUACUGGCUAAAGAGAACACCAAGAAGAUCAGCAACGUAAAGUACAGGGAGGAGGUGGGGAGUGGGAUAUCAGUAAAGGACACCCUUGAAAUGGAAAGAGCUCGGAGGAACCAGAUGAACAUUAGCUCAGUAAAGUAUCGUGAGGACUUUGAGCGGACACGUGGGAGGAGCUGCACUCCUGCUCUGAAAAACACUGGUACUGGCCGACAGGUGUGGAGAACUGAUCCAGGCUCCAUAUUUGACUUUGAUCCUGUGGAGGACAAUAUUCAGUCUAGAAGCCUGCGCAGAAUGUCUGAGCGGCCAGGUCACGUCAGCAGGCACUCUGUGCUUUCCUGUGCUGAGUCUGUGUGCAGCUCAUCGGUAUCUGAGGAAUGGGGCGAUGAGAGCACGUCUUCAAACAGCAGCAUGUCCACAUUGCGGAACACACCCAGCACAGCUUCUGUUAUUUCAGAUCCUGUCCAGCAGAUCAGCCAAAGCCACCACCUACAACCACAUCAUCAGCAGGGGUACACAGCUGUUCAAACUGUUCAGUCUACGCCACAUUUAGACAUAAUGAGAGUGUAUCGCGCUCUGUAUGAUUACACAGCUCAAGAUCAUGAUGAGGUCUCCUUUCAGGACGGUGAUGUCAUCAUCAGCCUGCAGCCGGUUGAUGAAGGCUGGAUGUACGGCACUGUACAGAGAACAGGACAGGCUGGCAUGCUGCCAGCUAAUUAUGUGGAGUGUUUAAGUUAAACCUGACUGUCAGAUUAAUUCUCACCAGCAUGUGUGUGUUUCACUGUUAUGUUAGUGCUUAUACUACACUUGUAUUUACGCAUAGUUUUGAGCACAUUUGUACUUUGUACUCAUGUAUUUACUAAUAUUUAAUACUGUUAUUUGGUUCAUUCCAGAGGAUCGACUACCUUUUACUGCUUAACUGUUUUCUUUUUUUUACUGUUGGGUUGAGAAUGGUCCAUCACCCAAACAUGGUAAAUAUGGGUAACAGGCAGACCAGUGAUAACUGAACAACAGGCUACAGUAUGAUGUUUAACAUCUUUCUAAACUGUAAUGUAGGUCUGCCUCAUAUGUACAAAAUGGGAGCAUAUAAAAAUGUACGUAUUUAAAAAAAUAGAAUAAAUAUUAAAAAGUAUAAUCUGGUGCACCUUAUGUAUGAAUUUUACUAGUCAGGUUGUAGGAAGCAGUAAAGCUACUCUGCUAAAGCACAGCAUUAUACAGGAGUUUCAGUGAAGUUUUCCAACACCGAGACUGGAGUAGCAUCAGCAUUAGCCGCUAACAGUGCUAAGCGCUAGCUCUUUUACCAUUUAGAAAUAAGUAUUAUAGGCCAGUAACCUGCUGCUAACCCUGGCUAGCACUGCUAAAGCAGCAUUAGCAUUAGCCGCUAACCGCACUAGCUCUUUCAUUGUUCA
Astyanax mexicanus (Mexican tetra) is the source of this 3371-nucleotide messenger RNA. Its product is annotated as nebulette-like. Gene Ontology annotation, molecular function: actin filament binding. Gene Ontology annotation, cellular component: Z disc. NCBI's taxonomy places the organism in Eukaryota, Metazoa, Chordata, Actinopteri, Characiformes, Acestrorhamphidae. The coding region runs from base 1 to 2700 and encodes 899 amino acids. The record is from RefSeq and is a predicted model, not a curated record. Gene Ontology annotation, biological process: cardiac muscle thin filament assembly. The transcript is spliced from 25 exons.